This is a messenger RNA of Eruca vesicaria subsp. sativa (arugula), 2214 nucleotides long. The record is from the annotation of a GenBank genome assembly. NCBI's taxonomy places the organism in Eukaryota, Viridiplantae, Streptophyta, Magnoliopsida, Brassicales, Brassicaceae.
AUGUGGAAGUUCAAACCAUUUGCUCAGAAAGAACCUGCGGGUCUCGAAGGUCGGUAUCUCGAGAUAGGAAGCCUUAAAGUCCAUGUAAGAAACGUCAUUGCGGAAGGAGGUUUCUCCAGCGUUUACUUAGCUCAAGAUACAAACCACGCGUCAAAGCAGUACGCUUUGAAGCACAUCAUAUGCAACGACGAGGAGUCGCUUGAGCUUGUGAUGAAAGAGAUAUCUGUCCUGAAAUCUCUGAAAGGACAUCCCAAUGUCGUCACGCUGUACGCACAUGGUAUCUUAGAUAUGGGGAGGAACAAAAAGGAAGCUCUUUUGGCUAUGGAGUUUUGUGGGAAAUCUCUUGUGGAAGUGCUUGAGAACAGAGGUGCUGGUUACUUUGAAGAGAAACAGGCUCUUUUGAUUUUCAGAGAUGUGUGUAAUGCUGUCUUUGCGAUGCAUUCUCUAUCCCCACGCAUUGCUCACAGAGACUUGAAGGCAGAGAAUCUUCUAUUGAGCUCAGAUGGACUGUGGAAGUUAUGUGAUUUCGGAAGCGUUUCAACAAAUCACAAGAUAUUUGAAAGAGCAGAAGAGAUGGGAAUUGAAGAAGACAAUAUUAGGAAACACACAACACCAGCAUAUAGAGCUCCUGAGAUGUGGGAUCUCUUCCGAAGGGAGAUUAUAAGUGAGAAGGUCGACAUAUGGGCUCUUGGAUGUCUUUUGUUUCGGAUAUGCUAUUUCAAGAGUGCAUUUGAUGGAGAAUCAAAGCUUCAGGUUUUAAACGGGAACUAUCGUAUACCUGAAUCUCCCAAGUACAGUUCCUCUGUUACGGAUCUCAUUAGAGACAUGCUUCAAGGUUCACCUGAUGAACGACCAGAUAUAACACAGAUUUGGUUUCGUGUCAACGAGCAGCUACCUGCUAAUUUACAGAAAUCAUUACCUGAUCAACCACCUGAAAUGCAAUCUAAUGACGGCUCUCCAAAUCCAGCAAGCAGAUCUUCUCCAGCACCUCGUAGAAAUCCACCACCUCCACCAGAACAAGCUAGUGGAGGUCCUCUUGGUGCCUUUUGGGCGACACAGCAUGCUCAAACCUCUGUUGUGUCAGAAGACAACAAAAGUAUGCCUGUGUUUGAUGAACCAAACAGCAACACAUCUAAAAAGCCUAGUCCUGUGAGAGGAGAGGCUCGAGGCAAGGAUACAAGUCCUGCUGCAGCCAGUAACAUGGCAAGAGUGUCGAAGGACGAUGCUUUUAACUCGUUUGUUGCUGACUUUGAUACGGCGAAGUUUGAUAAUGGUAAUAAAAAUGCAAAGGAAGAGGCAUUGGAGGCUGAGAUAGAGAGGUUAAAAGAAGAGUUGAAGCAAACAAGUUCAGAGAAGGCUGAGAUUACUGCUAAGUUUGAAAAGCUUUCUGCUAUCUGCAGAUCCCAGAGGCAAGAGUUGCAGGAUCUCAAGCAAACACUUGCCUCUAAAUCUGCAUCAGCCUCACCAAGCAGAGACCUUUCACAAAACCAAACCUCUCCAGGGAUGCGUUCCGUGUCAUCAACUCCAUCGAGAGAUAGGGUUGGAGGAAGUGUUUGGGAUCUUCAGCAAACAGACAGAUCUGAUUGGUCAACGGGAAGCUCAGAUCCAAACUCAUGGCAACCUUUUAGCGAUGAACCGAAACCAGUGUUGGAAUCUGCAUCAAAGGGUAAUACCAUGAAUCAUUCUAUGAGAACCAAAAGUAAACCAGCUUCUUCAGCUCCUGCUGCUCCAGCAAGCCAAGGUUUUGAGCCAUGGGGGUUCGAGACAGAGUCUUUCAGAGCUGCUGCAACGUCUUCAGCGUCUGCAACACCAAAAUCUGUAAGUUCUGGAAACACUUCACAGAGAUUUGGGAACACAAAGAUGAGAGAAAACCAGAAAGCUGCUCAACCUGCUGGCUGGGCUGGCUUUUAAAAACUCACUUUUCUCUCAAUGCUCAUUGCUAUUCCUCUUACAACAACAAUAGCCUCUUGCUUGUCAUUACAGAACCUUGAAUCUUUUUGUAGAUGAUCGACCAUCCUCUGUUUUUGUUCUGCUAUAUAUAUAUCCACUGUUUUUAUAGAUUGUUUAAACUGGUUUUUGCGGAAUAUAUCUCAUUUCUGAGCUGUGGCCAAGAUCCCGUCUGUUUAAAUUAUCAUGAUCUCGUAUUUGUGUUGUAAUCAUGUUAUGAUACGUAUUCAAACCUGAGAUUAAGUUUGAAAUGGUUAGUAUUAGUGA